This is a messenger RNA of Erigeron canadensis, 736 nucleotides long. Its product is annotated as 26S proteasome regulatory subunit 7-like. The record is from RefSeq and is a predicted model, not a curated record. The coding region runs from base 40 to 486 and encodes 148 amino acids. The transcript has 3 exons. NCBI's taxonomy places the organism in Eukaryota, Viridiplantae, Streptophyta, Magnoliopsida, Asterales, Asteraceae.
AUCCCUUAUACUAAUACUAAACAAUCUAAGAAAAACAAUAUGUCGACCGAUGAGAUCAAGGAUGAGAAGAACCCCAGGCCACAUGAAAUCAAGGGCGACAAGAACUUCAGGCCACUCAAUGAAGACGAGAUUGCUCACCUUAAAACUUUUGGAUUGGGACCCUAUUUGACCAGCAUCACAAAAGAAGUAAAGACUGUAAAGGAUAUGGCCAAAAGGCUCAAUGAUUUAUGUGGUAGUUUGGAGUCAAACACUGCCACACCUUGCCCUUGGGAUCUUGUCUUUGAUAAACAAAUGAUGCAGGUGGCUAGAUGCACAAAGAUAAUUAUUCCAAACACAAAAGAUGCAAAGGUAUGUAAUUGCAACAUCUACAGAAGCUUGCAGUUCAAUCUUCAUGAGACCAGAUUUAAGGGUAGUAUACACUCCCAAAAGUCAAAGUCCAUCGUUUACAGCCAAAAACACAAUGCUUUAAGAUGUCGUAAGAGGUGAAAGACACCAUUUGAUAUAUUCAAAAGAAUAAGGAGCACAUGAGGAUGCGUUAAAUCUCAAUGUCAAGAAGGAGAUUAGGCAGCAAGAUAGGCAUUUUACAUUUGGCGGUUUUAGUUCCUUUUUCAGGUUCUGGUUAUGCAGUUGUUUUGAUACAUACUACACUUGAACCUUUGUUUUCAAUCUGCUUUGUACCUUGGAUUCACAUGUAAUUAGAAUGGGAUUUUGUUUGAUAAAGAAUUCUGUUUCAGUU